This is a messenger RNA of Closterium sp. NIES-65, 432 nucleotides long. Lineage: Eukaryota; Viridiplantae; Streptophyta; Zygnematophyceae; Desmidiales; Closteriaceae. The record is from the annotation of a GenBank genome assembly.
AUGGCAGCAUACAUUCUAUGCGUGCAGGCAGGGCCAAGUGCCGACGCGGAGCACCAACAGCGUCUGUGGUAUGGAGAAGAGGAGGCGGCGGGGGUGGCUGGGGCUGGCCGCUGGUAUGUGCGUUGGUAUGUGCGUUGGUAUGUGCGUUGGUAUGUGCGUUGGUAUGUGUGUUGGAAAAAGGAGGGCAAUGGGGUGGACCGGAUGGUCAUCACCAUGAGGAUGCUCGACAGGCUGGGUGGGUGUCAUCUGCGACAUGGUGGUAGAGAUGUAUGGGCACCCUCCCCAGCACACCAACAGCAUCUGCCUUGUAUGAAGGAGCCCAGCUCGUGGCUGCAACACAAAGCCUGGCGACAAUCAGGCGGCUGGCGAGCUGCAGCAGCAUCAGUGGUGGCGGUGAAGGCGGUCAGCGGGGAGUGGGUGGAGACAGGCUAG